AGAAAGCGUCCGUGUGAGCGCGGACAAACGGAUUUGUUGUUGUUGUUGCUGUGAUAUCUGUGUUUAGCCACAGAAGAGUCGGUUUGAAUCAAAGACUGUAAAGAAUCGUCCUAAUGAGUCUUUCUCUGAGACCUGAACUGGCAGCAGAUAAGAACAAGCGUAAGAAGAGGAGAGAGCUCACCGAGGAUCAGAAACAUGAAAUCAAAGAAGCUUUCGAUCUGUUCGACACCGACAAAGAUCAUGAAAUAGAUUACCACGAGCUGAAGGUGGCGAUGCGAGCUCUCGGUUUUGAAGUGAAGAAAGUCGACGUUUUGAAGAUCCUCAAAGACUACGACCGAGAGGGAAACGGAAAGAUCACUUUUGAGGAUUUCAAUGAAGUCGUGACCGACCGCAUCCUGGAGCGGGACCCCAAGGAGGAGAUCAUGAAGGCCUUCAAGCUGUUUGACGACGACGAAUCGGGAAAGAUCGGUCUGAGGAACCUGAGACGAGUCGCUCGAGAACUCGGGGAGAACAUCAGCGACGAGGAGCUGCGCAGCAUGAUCGACGAGUUCGACGCCGACGGAGACGGAGAAAUAAACCAGGAAGAGUUCCUCUCCAUCAUGACAGAGGACUCAUGAUGACGACGCUUUCUGUUCCUGUGGACUGAACAUCAUGAGCUGUAUGGAGGCGGGCGCCGUGAGCUCUGGAGGGUCCGACGUGGAGCGGACUCACUCAUUGGCCCGUCGAGCUGAGCGGUGUGUCCUGAAGAUGUUUCUAAUCAGUGCGUUUGAUUUCUUCAUGAUUGAGCCGGAGAACAUUUCAGACUUCAUGAAGUUUCUGAUAUUUGUUGUUUUUUGUUGUCUGUUGUUUCUCCUGGAGGAGUCUGUGGUUUAAAAUAUGAAAUGUGAUAUUUAUU
This is a messenger RNA of Labrus bergylta (ballan wrasse), 895 nucleotides long. RefSeq names its product centrin 3 (gene cetn3). NCBI's taxonomy places the organism in Eukaryota, Metazoa, Chordata, Actinopteri, Labriformes, Labridae. Gene Ontology annotation, molecular function: calcium ion binding; microtubule binding. Gene Ontology annotation, cellular component: microtubule organizing center. Gene Ontology annotation, biological process: spindle pole body duplication. The record is from RefSeq and is a predicted model, not a curated record.